CUUCAUUUAACAUUUAGUGUUUAUUUCAUGUCAAUCGGUUCGUAAAUAAAAAAGUUAUGACCAUUUAAGUAUUCACGGCGAACAUUUGCUAAGGCAUUCUAUUAUAGACUGUACGUUAUAAGUGAUAAAACGUAAGUUAUCUGUUUCAAUUAUUAUUCCUAUAAAUGUCCAAGUGAUCAUAUCGAAAGUUCCCAAGGGUGGGGGUGGGGGAUCAAAUUAGAAUUAUGCUUACUUCUAGGUAAAUUUUAUACAUAAAAUGUCCUUUAAAUUAUGUCAUAUUAUAUUUUUAAAACCCGACGCAAAAAUGACCACUAUGUGUCUGUGUGUGUGUGUGUCUGUUUGUGCCACGGUAGCUCGCUAACAUGUAAUCCGAAUUAGAUGCGGUUUUUUUGUUAGGCAGCAUAUUUUCCGAAGCUGGUUCUUAGAUAAAGUGUAUCAAAAUCGGUUCAUCUAUUUAUUAUACCUUGGUAAAAGUGGGAAUGAAAAAAAUGAACAUUUUCAAAUAUACUUAAGUUGUUUACUUAAUCAUAGGUUAAAGUUACAAUGUUCGACCAACAGAUGACGCUAGGUGUAUUCACUCGCGUAUUAACUCUCGCUAUAGAAAUGUUUUUAAUUUUUGAUAAGUAUUUUUACUGGUGUAUGAAAUAUAGUUUGGUUUUUUACAAGUUUUGUGAGUGUUUAAUUCAGUGAUCCCCUAGUGAUUCAACAUUGGUGCCGAAACCCCGGAAUUGGACUUGGUAAAAGUGAAGUGAAGUGAAGUUAGGACUUAGAAAAAAUUAACAAAUCUCAAACACUUAGAAUUUUCGUUAAAGUUAAUUUGUGGACUUAGGGCCUGUUUCACAAUCGCUAAGUAAAGUUCUAAGUAAGCUACUUCGAACAUAACUGCUCAGUAAACAACUUAAUUGCGUUUCACAAUCCCACAGUAAGGUUAAUCACCACUUUAUGUGAUCAGUAAAUUAAUCAUCGGAUGGACUGACAAGUAGCCGUUUACUGGACAAGUAAAUUCGACAAAUGUCAGCUAAUAUGCUAUAAGCUCAAAUGCGCUUCGAUCCGCAUUUAAUUAAAGUGGUGCCUAUCAAUUUAUUUUCGUUUUAAAAUGGAUAUUUUUGAUAUUAUUGAAGACGAAUUCGAUGAACUUUUUGAUCGGGUGACGGGACCGCGUAGGGAACCAUUAUUUCGAAAUCGUUCAAAUAAUAUGGAAAAAUAUGACGAUACUGAUUUCAAGAUAAGAUUUCGACUCUCUAAAGUAGCUGUGAAUUAUGUUUUUUCUCUAAUACAUGACAAAAUAACUGCCCCUACGUCGAGGAAUUAUGCAAUUACGCCUAUGGAUCGUCUUUUAUUAACAUUGAGAUAUUAUGCAACAGGAAGUUUCCUUACCGUAGUAGGUGACUUCACUGGUGUAAGCAAGGCUUCUGCUAGUCGCAUUGUUAUGUUAGUUUCAUAUGCGAUUGCGCGACUACGAUUACAAUUUAUAAAAUUUCCUACAAACACGAAUCACCUGCAGCAAGAGUUUUAUGAUAUCGCAAGAUUUCCCAAAGUAAUAGCCGCUAUUGAUUGUACACACAUACCUAUUAAAUCUCCAGGUGGAGAAAAUGCAGAAAAUUUUAGAAACAGAAAGUCAUUUUUUUCUUUUAAUGUUCAAGCUCUGGUAACUGCAAAAUUGAAAAUAAUUGACAUUGUAGCUAGAUGGCCCGGAGCAACCCAUGAUCAAACUAUAUUCAAUAAUUCAUUUAUAAAGCAACAAUUGAUGAAUAGAGAAUUUGGUUCUUGUGAAGUGCUCGGUGAUAAUGGAUACGAAAAUAAUUCAUAUCUUCUAACACCCCUCUCAAAUCCAAGAACACCUGCAGAGCAACUGUACAAUCAAUCCCACAUAAGAACCAGGAAUGUGGUAGAAAGAACAUUCGGUGUUUGGAAAAAUCGGUUCCCUGUUCUAUCCAAAAAAAUAAUAUUGCAUAUAUCACGAGUUCAGGCUGUGAUUGUGGCAUGUGCAGUAUUACACAAUAUUGCGAUUGAUACGGGAGAUGAACAAUUUGAAGAAAACUGGCCAGAAGAGUCUGACAACGGGGAGGAAUAUCACAGCAGCACACAGAAUACAGAGGAUAGUAGUGUACGCAGCAACAUAAUAAAUGACUAUUUUGCUUCACUAAUACGAUGAAUAGCAAUGUACAAAAAUUUAUUUGAAUUAAAAUAUUUACAAAA
Messenger RNA from Colias croceus (clouded yellow), 2199 nucleotides. Its product is annotated as putative nuclease HARBI1. The transcript is spliced from 3 exons. NCBI's taxonomy places the organism in Eukaryota, Metazoa, Arthropoda, Insecta, Lepidoptera, Pieridae. The coding region runs from base 1097 to 2155 and encodes 352 amino acids. The record is from RefSeq and is a predicted model, not a curated record.